AUGUCCGAGUCUUCGGGGUACAGAGCAGACAGUUCAGGAGAUGUGGAAGAGAAGAAGAAGGCACCGGUCAAGCGAGAUGCGUUCGCGGAACUGAUGUCCUCGAAAACCAAGCAGCGCAAAUCCACGGACACAACCACUACCACCACCACAUCCAAACGAAGAGCCCCGGGAGGUCCUCGCGAUGGACUCGGCCCCUACAUCGCCAACCCAUCCUCCUACCCCUCGCACAUCGUCGUCUACCACAACGACGAGUUCGUUGUGAUCCGCGACCUCUUCCCGAAGGCGACCCUGCAUCUGCUCCUCCUGCCGCGCGACGCGACCAAGACCCGCCUGCACCCGAUCGACGCCUUCGACGACGCGGAGUUCCUGAACAAGGUGCGGGCGGAAGCGGAGCGGCUGCGCGCGCUGGCCGCGGGCGAGCUGCGCCGGCUCCACGGGCAGUUCUCGAUGCAGGAUAGGGAGCGUCGGGCGGCGCUGGAGGUCGAGCCGCCCCCGGAGCAGCUGCCGCGCGGGCGCGACUGGGCGCAGGAGCUCAUGUGCGGCGUCCAUGCGCAUCCGUCCAUGAACCAUCUACACGUUCAUCUUAUCUCCGUGGACCGGUACAGUGAUCGGUUGAAGCAUCGGAAGCAUUACAAUAGUUUCUCUACGCCGUUCUUCGUCCCGCUCGGUGACUUCCCGCUGGCGGAGAAUGAUCCCCGCCGGCGGCCGGAUGAGCAGGGCUAUCUGCGGCGGGACUUUGUCUGUUGGCGCUGUGGGAGGAACUUCGGAAAUAGGUUCUCGGAGCUGAAAGCUCAUCUCGCGGAGGAGUUUGAGGCAUGGAGACGAUUAUGA
Aspergillus saccharolyticus JOP 1030-1 is the source of this 831-nucleotide messenger RNA. RefSeq names its product DNA 5'-adenosine monophosphate hydrolase. Lineage: Eukaryota; Fungi; Ascomycota; Eurotiomycetes; Eurotiales; Aspergillaceae. The transcript has 2 exons. The record is from RefSeq and is a predicted model, not a curated record. Gene Ontology annotation, biological process: single strand break repair; double-strand break repair. Gene Ontology annotation, cellular component: nucleus. The coding region runs from base 1 to 831 and encodes 276 amino acids. Gene Ontology annotation, molecular function: single-stranded DNA binding; mismatched DNA binding; single-strand break-containing DNA binding.